This is a messenger RNA of Neohortaea acidophila, 1694 nucleotides long. RefSeq lists its product as uncharacterized. The record is from RefSeq and is a predicted model, not a curated record. The transcript has a single exon. Bases 229 to 1614 code for a protein of 461 amino acids. Lineage: Eukaryota; Fungi; Ascomycota; Dothideomycetes; Mycosphaerellales; Teratosphaeriaceae.
CCUCUCCCGUUUCCCCUCGAGUCGGACACCUUCAAAAGUACACGUUGAGACUUGUCAUUGGUGCUUAAGAGCAGGAGCCUCCCCAAGUGAAGCAAAAGUGAGGGCUCAUCAAUCGUGGCCAUGUGACAGAGCACGUGGGAAGGUUACAGUGAAGCAGCGUUCGAAGAACUACCUGCUUCGUGUCCUUAUCCGACUUACCGACAACCUUCCCUUCAUUAAACCACCACAAUGGCCCGAUCAACACUACCUUUCCUCCUCUGGCGUGUCACGACUUCCCACACGGCCGGCGCAUCCUCCGACAACCCAGGUGCCCUCAUUCCUACCUCGACGGACAUUCCAUCUACGAUUCAAGCCCUCGCCACUCUCCUCCACGCGGCGCUCCUGGGCCGAAAUCUCCCAGACAACAACCCCUUCGUCUUCUUCACCUCUUCCCUCCUCUACGCGCUCGUCUACGCCGCUUUUCGCGCUGCGAGAGGGAAGACGGAUGUCACCAUUACCGUCUUCGAUCCUCGACAGACGGCUACAUCGCCCAAUGGAACGAGGCAAGUACAAUUCCAUCGCGUCGUCGAUUUAAUGGACGAAUGGGGCGUGGUGAUCAACAACAAACGCGAUGGGUCGAGAAGGACAUACGAGAGCGAGUGGGUUGCUCUGGGAACAGUCUAUCUUGACUCGAAAGGGGGAGCGUGUUGCGUGCAGUGGGAGCGUCUACUCGCGGCCGGGCUUUACGACUUCUACCCCGCGCUUGGAGAGGUGCAGAAGGCGAGUCGUAAAGGGCCGAAGCUGUAUGUUGCACUUUCGAUGCUGAGGGGAUUUGGGUUUGGGGUUGAGAAGGAGGCGGUGGGAUUGAGUGAGGAGAAGAUCGAGUUGGCGGAUAAGCUGGUCUCGCUUUUCGGGGAGUCUGGGGCUCACAGAGGCGGAGCCGAAGAAGAGAGGACGAAGGGGCGGGUACGGGUUUGGUUCCUAUCUUUGGUGAAGAGGAAGAGAUUGGACGAGGUUCUGGUUGGGUGGGUACGGGGUCUUUCUGUUCCCGUGGUGAAGACUAAGCCCAAUGAACGGAAGAAGGAGGUCGUCGUGAUCGAUGAUGACGGGGAUGAUGACCGCAAGGAUUGCAUCCCCAAUGCCAACGGCCAUCUCGGACGUGACAUUAUUGUAAUGGACGACAGCGACGACGACAGCGACGACGACUAUACCGACGCCGACAUUCAAAGCGACUCCAUCGAUCCAAACCCGGAUAACGUACCCGAAGAACAACAAUUCGCCCUCCUGCGUUCCACCCUCUGCACUCACAACCUCAGCUUCUCCACGUUACUCCGUCCAAAGGCGAUAGAAGGCACAAUCAACCCAAAGACCGUCGCAGCAGAGAUUCAAGACUGGAACGCGUGGUUGGCGAAGAACCGCGAAGAGAGAUGUGCAGCCAGAGCUGAGCGUCCCUCUCGUAUGAUCGAUACGAGGCCGAGGAGAAGGGAGGCAAGACGUCCGAGGUAUCAUGGGUCGAGAGACAUGACUAGAGAAAGGGAUGGAGGGAGGGGCAAUCGGGCUCCGCGACCGUUGGCUGGUGGAGGUGCUUCGAGGACGGCAGGAGAGAGAGUGGAGAGGCGACCUCGUCGUCGUUGAGACUUGUUACGGAGACUGAACAAGUCUUCCAUAUGAUCUAUGUACCGUGAUGCGGAUGGGUACAGUCUAGGCCGAUCGCA